Hemiscyllium ocellatum (epaulette shark) is the source of this 2699-nucleotide messenger RNA. RefSeq names its product F-box and leucine-rich repeat protein 2 (gene fbxl2). Gene Ontology annotation, biological process: SCF-dependent proteasomal ubiquitin-dependent protein catabolic process. NCBI's taxonomy places the organism in Eukaryota, Metazoa, Chordata, Chondrichthyes, Orectolobiformes, Hemiscylliidae. The transcript is spliced from 15 exons. Gene Ontology annotation, cellular component: SCF ubiquitin ligase complex. Gene Ontology annotation, molecular function: protein binding. The record is from RefSeq and is a predicted model, not a curated record. Bases 375 to 1673 code for a protein of 432 amino acids.
UUCUGUUGAGGAACGAGGACGUGUGCGAACAAUAAACCGUUACUCCGUUCAGCAGCAGUGGAGCGACAGAGAGCAAAAACCCAAACAAGCAACCUCCAUGCGCCCAAUUCCUGACUCCAUGACAGCGGGGGGAGGGAGGGAGCGUCGCCAGCAGCUAAACUUUUCUAAAAAGGAAGUGUGUUUAAAGGGGCAUGCUCUGAUGUCUUGGAGAAUUUGCUCCUUUUUUUUAUUGUAGCCGCGGCCUGAAAAACGGGGAGGGUAAAAGUGGCCGUUUUUUUUGAAAAAGGUGGUUGGUGUUUAAGGGUGUGACGUCAGGCGGCGGUUGGUGUGUCCAUGUUGGAUCCGGGAGCGGCCGCGAGCCAGAGCCAAGAGCCAUGAAUGGCAUCACCCGCGGCCGUUUUGAGGUUUUCUCAAGCAAUGAUGAAUCGCUAAUAAAUAAAAAGUUACCCAAAGAACUUCUGUUAAGAAUAUUUUCCUUCUUGGACGUUGUCACUUUGUGUCGGUGUGCUCAAGUUUCCAAGGCAUGGAAUAUCCUGGCAUUGGAUGGCAGCAACUGGCAGAGGAUUGACUUGUUUAAUUUUCAGACAGAUAUUGAGGGUCGUGUAGUGGAAAAUAUUUCCAAACGAUGUGGAGGAUUCCUACGUCAACUUAGCCUACGGGGGUGUCUUAGCAUUGGUGAUGCUUCACUUAAGACCUUUGCACAGAACUGUAAGAACAUUGAAGAUUUAAAUCUCAAUGGUUGUACAAAAAUUAAUGACAGCACAUGCAUCAGUCUUAGUAAAUUCUGCACUAAACUGAAAAACUUGGAUCUCACAUCGUGUGUAUCGAUUACAAACAAUUCUUUGAAGGCUUUGAGUGAGGGUAAUCGAAACCUUGAACAUUUAAACAUUUCCUGGUGUGACCAGGUGACGAAGGAUGGGAUAGAGGCUCUAGUGGGAGGAUGUAGUGGUCUGAAGGCCAUGUUUUUGAGAGGGUGCACACAGUUGGACGAUGACUCAUUGAAACACAUACAGAUUCACUGUCCUGAACUAGUAACACUUAAUUUGCAGGCAUGUUCACAAAUCACAGAUGAAGGAUUAGUAAGCGUUUGCAGAGGCUGCCAUAAACUUCAGUUCCUGUGUGUGUCUGGAUGUGGAAACAUUACAGAUGCUUCUAUAACAGCAUUGGGAUUGAAUUGUCCUAGACUAAAGAUUUUGGAAGUAGCACGAUGUUCGCACCUGACAGAUGCUGGCUUUACAGUUUUAGCAAGGAAUUGUCAUGAACUUGAAAAAAUGGAUCUAGAAGAGUGUAUUCUGAUCACAGACAACACGUUGAUUCAGUUGUCCAUUCACUGUCCUAGGUUAGAGGCACUGAGUUUAUCUCAUUGUGAACUGAUUACAGAUGAUGGUAUCCGUCACUUAAGCAACAGUCCCUGUGGCCAUGAAAGACUUCAGGUUGUAGAAUUGGACAACUGUCCCCUCAUCACUGAUGUGACACUUGAACACUUGAAGAACUGUCACAACCUGGAGAGAAUAGAAUUGUAUGACUGUCAGCAAGUCACUCGGGCAGGAAUCAAAAGAAUAAGGGCCCAUCUACCAGACAUCAAGGUUCAUGCUUACUUCGCCCCAGUUACCCCUCCACCUUCAGUGGGAGGUAGUGGACAACGGCUUUGCAGAUGCUGCAUUAUCCUUUGACAUGAGACUUUGCAAUUGAGAAAUACUGUGAAAGUGACUUGUUCAUGCACUUGUGAUCUUGAGUCUCCAAAUAGGGGAAAAGCUCUGGGAGGAAAUCACUACACAACCUGAUUUACCUAACUUUUUGUCAACUUUACUGAAAAUAGCAAAGUUAAUGGAACUAGGUGAGAGAAAGGUCUAAACUUGGACCAACUGUUAAAGGGAAGCGGGGGGGGGGGGGAAAAUAAAUGAUACAACAUCCCAUGAAAUGAUAAAAAUUCCAAUGCAAAUACUAUAACCUCACUACCAUCCCCUACUAUUACUGCUGAAAUGAAGACCAUACUUCGAAAUUAGCAUUCAACAUUGGUACAGGCCACUUCACUAACCAAUUGCAUUGCGAUGUGUCACGCAUGUAGCUGAUGAAGCGACAUUGGUUCAUGGGCCCCAGGCCUCAACAUUGGAAUAAUUUUAUUUCUGUACAUGUAGCUGUGGGAAGAUCGCGGUUUGGCAGCACUUUGGUUCACAUAAUAAUGAAACUGCAUUUCUUCCAUUAAGACCGGCAUUCUCAGUACACAUUAGCUAAUUUGAUAACUGCAUCUUGUUUGAGCAGGAUACAAAUAAGUAAUACUUUUGUGAAAACAUAAUUUGUUUUAUCUGAAGUGACUUGUGAUAUUUAACUGGAUCUGAGUAAGGCAUGAUUAUUUCUAGGAUUAAAGCCAAUUUAAAAACUUUAUCUGCAUAUCACAGUACAAAUGUAAUUUUGGAAUUCUGAAUAAAAGACUACAUAUGAAGUAGUCAGCAAAUGUUUUCUGUUCAUUUCUGCAUAGGCCCACUUGUCUUUUUACAGCAGGAAUGGUAAAAAUAUUUAAUCUAAAUUGCUGUAAAAUACCUUUAUCCUAAAUCUGGGGGUGAAAAGGUUGUCAAAUAUCAGUGUAUAAAUUCAAAAUUGAUAAACUAGAUUCUUAGCAAAUGUUUAUAGCUUUACUGUAAAUCUUGCAAUCUUACCAUUAAAUGUACCUUAAAAAUGGAAUAAAGUAAUAAUUCCAA